AUGCAGUCAUUUGUUUCACGAAGUGUUGUACAAUUAAAUACAGAAAUUAAAGAGACUGAAGCUCAAUCAAAAUUUUUCAAUGAACGUGUUUCUCAAAUCGAAACAUACUUUGGAGAUCUCUGUACUGAAUUCAUUAGUUAUGCGAAGAGAACAGCGAAGCUCAGAAAUAAUGGAGAUGAAUUGUCUAAAAUUCUACUCAACUACUCAGUUAAUGAGAAAAUAAAUCGUACAACUGCACGAACUCUGAAGCAAUUCGCUGAGCUCCUUUCACUACUUGAAGAUUACAGACACGCUGAAGUUGAUCGACUUUUAGCUAAAGUCAUCACUCCUUUAUCCACUUAUGGCGAUGAGGUCAAGCACAUAAAAACGAAUAUUAAAGUGGAGACUGCUGCACGCAAGAAAGAAGUCUCCCAGCUGAAACGCCUUAGUCGGGAUCCACACAAAAGAUCGGAUGAUCGUAUUAAUAAUGCAGCUCGUGAUGCGAUUCGUUCUGCAGAGGCAUUGGAGAACCACGUAGUUCAAUUUGAGGCAAAGAAGUUGAAAGGUUUAAAAGAAAUCCUGACGGAUUUUGUGCAUAUUGAGAUGCUUUGGCAUGCUAAAGCCCUUGAGACACUUACAAACGCCUUCAAUGUUGUUCAAUCCCUGCAGGAAGAUGUGGAUUUAGCCGACUUUCGAAAUACUUUAUUCCGCUCUGGUCUCUCAGGCAGCUUGAAUACCAGUAUUCGACAAGCCGUGAGUGUUCCCAUCUUAAAUACUUCAUCAACUCAUCCCGUUGAUCAACGGGAAAAUUUAGUGAGUCCAUUUAAGUAG
This is a messenger RNA of Rodentolepis nana, 810 nucleotides long. NCBI's taxonomy places the organism in Eukaryota, Metazoa, Platyhelminthes, Cestoda, Cyclophyllidea, Hymenolepididae. The record is from the annotation of a GenBank genome assembly.